Kuraishia capsulata CBS 1993 is the source of this 1017-nucleotide messenger RNA. RefSeq lists its product as uncharacterized. Gene Ontology annotation, molecular function: zinc ion binding. Gene Ontology annotation, cellular component: peroxisomal membrane. NCBI's taxonomy places the organism in Eukaryota, Fungi, Ascomycota, Pichiomycetes, Pichiales, Pichiaceae. Gene Ontology annotation, biological process: protein import into peroxisome matrix. Bases 1 to 1017 code for a protein of 338 amino acids. The transcript is spliced from 2 exons. The record is from RefSeq and is a predicted model, not a curated record.
AUGUCGGAACCGGAAUCAGAUAAUGUGACCUUUCCAGCUCUGGAAACGUAUCUCACAGAUGCAAAUGCCCCCGUUAUUGUGAGGGCGAACCAGAAGGACUCAUAUUUCGAAAACGUUCUUCGUGGUAAACUUCAAAAUGUGAUACAAAUAUUCAAAGGCCAAAGAAUGGUCCAUACACACCCGGAGGAAAUAACCGUUGGUGCAAAAGCAUUGUAUCUUGCGCUAACCACUCUACUAGGCUCCAAGACGUUGGGCGAGGAGUAUACCGAUUUGAUAUACGUGUCAAGAAACAAGAAGAGGAUUCCCAAGGUGCUGACGCGUCUGACAUUUAUUCUCUCGUAUACGGUGUUGCCCUAUUAUAUUUCGCGAUGGUUGAGGCGUGUGCAACUUCGUGAGGAAAAAGAGGAAGAUGAGAAGACUGCGACUUCCAAAGUUAAGAGGAGAUUGCUGGGAUUUUUCAAAGCCGUUUCUUAUGUAAAGGCUGUUGAUGUGUUACUGAAUAUUCACAUUGCGAUUUUCUACUUUUACGGGAGUUACUACAAUUUUUCAAAAAGACUGCUUGGAAUGCGGUAUGCUUAUGGUCACAAGGUCAAUGAGCAAAAUGCCCCUAAGGGUAACUACGAGUUGCUGGGUGCGUUGAUUAUGCUGCAGUUGUUUCUCAAGGGAGUUGGAAAGGUGGACUCGGUGAUUCAACAGGAGAAAUUGAAACAGGUAAAUGCCAGCGCGGAGGAUGACAAUAAUGAUGAAGGAGACGGUGUAUUCUAUGAUGCUCCUAUCCAGGACGAAGAUAACCAGUUCGAGUCGGCGAUUGAUCUGUCAGACCCGGAUGUUCUACCUUAUAUCCCCGAGGAUUCGCGAAAGUGCAUGCUGUGUCUGUCAUAUAUGACUAACCCGUCUUGCGCGCAAUGCGGCCACUUUUUCUGUUGGGGCUGUAUAUUGGACUGGUGCAGGGAGAACCCUCAUUGUCCGUUGUGCAGACAACCUGUUUUGGAACAGCAUUUAUUGCCAUUGAGAUGA